AUGAAGUCCGUGCUUUUCAGCCGCUUCUUCAUCCUCCUGCCCUGGAUCCUUAUCGUCAUCAUCAUGCUCGACGUGGACACGCGCAAGCCCGCGCCCCCGCUCACCCCGCGCCCCUACUUCUCUCCCUAUAUGGCGGGCCGCGGAGGAGCUCGGCUCCCGCUCCGCAAGGGCGGCCCCGAAAGCGGCCCGGGGCGCAGCUCCCAGAAGAGCAACGAGUCUGGGCCGCACCCGCCGCCGCAGCCUGAACCGCCGCUGCCCACGAUCUAUGCCAUCACGCCCACCUACAGCCGCCCAGUUCAGAAAGCCGAGUUGACCCGCUUGGCCAAUACAUUCCGCCAGGUGGCGCAGCUGCACUGGAUCCUAGUGGAGGACGCGGCGGCGCGCAGCGAGCUGGUGAGCCGCUUCCUGGCGCGGGCCGGGCUGCCGAGCACGCACCUACACGUGCCCACGCCGCGGCGCUACAAGCGGCCGGGGUUGCCGCGCGCCACCGAGCAGCGUAACGCUGGCCUUACCUGGCUGCGCCAGAGGCACCAGCACCAGCGCGCGCAGCCCGGCGUGCUCUUCUUCGCCGACGACGACAACACCUACAGUCUGGAGCUCUUCCAGGAGAUGCGAACCACACGCAAGGUCUCUGUCUGGCCAGUGGGCCUGGUUGGUGGGCGACGCUAUGAACGUCCGUUGGUGGAAAAUGGCAAAGUUGUUGGCUGGUACACUGGCUGGAGAGCAGACAGGCCUUUUGCCAUCGACAUGGCAGGAUUUGCUGUAAGCCUGCAAGUCAUCUUGUCCAAUCCAAAAGCUGUAUUUAAGCGCCAUGGGUCCCAGCCAGGGAUGCAAGAAUCUGACUUUCUAAAACAGAUAACAACAGUUGAAGAACUGGAACCAAAAGCAAGCAACUGUACCAAGGUUCUCGUGUGGCACACUCGGACAGAGAAGGUUAAUCUAGCCAAUGAGCCAAAGUACCACCUGGACACAGUGAAAAUUGAGGUAUAAAUUGAAGUAGCAACUGAUGCAAUUUGCCUGGCAAUGGAUAUGGAAGAGGAUUUUGGAGUUUGGGCUGCAGAGCAUUCAGGUAUUGUUCAUUUUACUUCAGUACAACAGCCUUUAUGGUCAUCUGAUGGACAUCUGUACAAACAGAGCUUGCUGGUUAACAUAAGCUAAUUGGAUGGUAUGAGAUAUGUUUUGUCUUCAUUUAUUUUGCAUGUGUCCCCCACAACCAAACCUCUUUGUACAGUACAGCUACAUGACACUGCAG
Molecule: messenger RNA, 1252 nt
Organism: Loxodonta africana (African savanna elephant)
Lineage: Eukaryota; Metazoa; Chordata; Mammalia; Proboscidea; Elephantidae
Gene: B3GAT2
Product: beta-1,3-glucuronyltransferase 2
Exons: 4
Coding region: 1-990 (329 amino acids)
Biological process (GO): chondroitin sulfate proteoglycan biosynthetic process; carbohydrate metabolic process
Cellular component (GO): Golgi membrane
Molecular function (GO): galactosylgalactosylxylosylprotein 3-beta-glucuronosyltransferase activity
Source: RefSeq, a predicted model, not a curated record